AUGUUAAGAAUUGUCAAAAGGUUUAAUUCUUCUGUGGUAUCUCAAAGCAUCAAGAAAACAGCAUUAUUUAAUCUGCAUGAAGAACUUGGCGCAAAGAUGGUCCCAUUUGCAGGUUAUAGUAUGCCUUUGUUAUAUCCAACAUUACAAAGUCAUAUUGAAUCUCAUCACUGGGUAAGACAGAAAGCAGGUUUAUUUGACGUAUCUCAUAUGUUACAAAGUAAACUUUCAGGGGAUGGGGCAUUAUCAUUAUUAAACAAAGUGACACCAACUGAUUUUUCAGUAAUGCCAGUGUAUAAUGGAUCACUUAGUGUAUUAUUAAACUCUAAUGGUGGAAUAGUUGAUGAUUUGAUUGUUAUUAGGGAACCUGGAUCAGAAGAUUCCUUCCAUGUAGUGAGUAAUGCAGCAAGAAGUAAAGAAGUCACUGAAUUUUUAAAUGAUGAGAUUAAGAAAUUAUCAGGUGGACAAAUUGAUUUUACAAUAAUUAAUAAUGAAGCAUUACUAGCCUUGCAAGGUCCUUUAGCUGCCGAAUCUCUAAAUAAGUUGAUUGAAAAUAGUGAAUCUAAUAAUAAUUUAAAGGAUUUGUAUUUUGGUCAAAGAAAACAAUUUAUAUUAAAAAAUGGAAUUGUUGUUAAUGUUAUGAGAGGUGGGUAUACUGGAGAAGAUGGAUUUGAAAUUGCAGUUUCAAAUGAUGAUGCUUUGAAAUUUGCUGAGUUGUUAUUAUCCGAUUCAAAUGUGAAACCAAUAGGUUUAGCCGCCAGAGAUUCUUUGAGAUUAGAAGCUGGGAUGUGUCUCUACGGUAAUGAAUUGGAUAUGAGCACAACACCUGUUGAAGCCAAUUUGAAUUGGUUAAUCUCUAAGACAAGAAGGACUCCAUCCGAAUCUUCGUUCAAUGGGUUUGAUAAGAUAAUGGAUCAAUUAAAUAAUAAGACUUGGCAAAGACGUAGAGUAGGUUUCCAAUAUAUUGAUGGUAAGCCUUCGCCAGCAGCAAGACACAACGAUAAGAUUUUUACUCAGGAUAAGAGUACAGAAAUUGGUGUUGUUACUUCUGGUAGUAUAUCGCCCACGUUGAGUUUGACUGGUGGUGGAACCAUCAAUAUUGGACAAGCGUAUUUAAAGAAAGGGUAUACGAAGACCGGGAAUCAAUAUUUUGUCCAAGUGAGAAAGAAGUUUUUCCCCAUUGAAAUCAAGAAGAUGCCGUUUGUGCCAAGUAACUAUUACAAAGGUUAG
Messenger RNA from Maudiozyma barnettii, 1227 nucleotides. RefSeq names its product glycine decarboxylase subunit T (gene GCV1). The record is from RefSeq and is a predicted model, not a curated record. Gene Ontology annotation, molecular function: aminomethyltransferase activity; protein binding. The transcript has a single exon. NCBI's taxonomy places the organism in Eukaryota, Fungi, Ascomycota, Saccharomycetes, Saccharomycetales, Saccharomycetaceae. Gene Ontology annotation, biological process: glycine catabolic process. The coding region runs from base 1 to 1227 and encodes 408 amino acids. Gene Ontology annotation, cellular component: mitochondrion.